AUGUCCACAACGCCAUUAUCAAAAUUCAAGGAGCAUGAAUUGCAGGGGCCUCGCACUUCACUCUCAUUCCGGGCAGAGCGUAUAACGGUUGCUCUAAUCGCUCAUCUCCGAGUGAAUCUAAUAGAGACACCAGACAACGAUGAGGCCAGCCCCGGCGCUGACAGAUCCGACAACGAGGACGCUGGUUUCGAGUACGUCAAGGCCAACACGAUCCCGAACUGGCACGCAUGCGACCCCGACCAGAUGCUUCAGCUCGAGGACGGCGGUGUCGUCGUCGACGCUAGGCUGAGGGUGUACGGGAUCGACAACCUUGGCGUUACCGACCGCAGCACCCCGCUGCCAUAUGUUAACAUUCUCGGAUCGGUGCACAUGAUUGCGGAGAAUGGUGCAGAACUGAUCAGGGAGGAUUACGAUGGAGGUUGA
This is a messenger RNA of Scedosporium apiospermum, 423 nucleotides long. RefSeq lists its product as uncharacterized. The coding region runs from base 1 to 423 and encodes 140 amino acids. NCBI's taxonomy places the organism in Eukaryota, Fungi, Ascomycota, Sordariomycetes, Microascales, Microascaceae. Gene Ontology annotation, molecular function: oxidoreductase activity, acting on CH-OH group of donors. The transcript has 2 exons. The record is from RefSeq and is a predicted model, not a curated record.